Molecule: messenger RNA, 510 nt
Organism: Aspergillus chevalieri
Lineage: Eukaryota; Fungi; Ascomycota; Eurotiomycetes; Eurotiales; Aspergillaceae
Exons: 4
Coding region: 1-510 (169 amino acids)
Source: RefSeq, a predicted model, not a curated record
AUGCCUUCUACGCUUGCAGAUGUGCCCGCGUACAAAGCCUAUCUUGACCGUGUGCCCGCUGGAACCCUGUCGCUACCUCUGAUUAAGGAGGGAGAGAAUGAGGAGACUAUCAUUCACGUUGAUGAGCUGUUCUGUCGUGUGGAAGACUGUAUUCGUGGAAAAAAAGCAUUUCCUGGGACCAAUGACCUGCGUUACCAUGUGAAACACUAUCAUAAUGUUAAUGUUGCGCGUCCUGGAACCGGACGGCCAAAACCAGAGGCAGUGAAGGCAGCAGUUAGUAAGUAUAUUCUAAGUACUUCACAGGCACUUUGCAGGCACUUACAAAGGAUAACAGAGUUUUUCAAGAAUAUUAUUGAAGGCCCUCCUUCUGAGCCUGCCCCCAGCCCUUCAGAGUCCACUUCUCCUGAGCCUACCACACCCCCUGGCCAUACCAAGCCGCCAUUCCCUCUCACGAAGAAAGGCACUGUAAGUACAUUCAAAGCGCUUGUUUUAUACCUUUUUGAUGUCUGA